Talaromyces atroroseus is the source of this 1785-nucleotide messenger RNA. RefSeq lists its product as hypothetical. The transcript is spliced from 3 exons. Lineage: Eukaryota; Fungi; Ascomycota; Eurotiomycetes; Eurotiales; Trichocomaceae. Bases 1 to 1785 code for a protein of 594 amino acids. The record is from RefSeq and is a predicted model, not a curated record. Gene Ontology annotation, biological process: negative regulation of TORC1 signaling; positive regulation of autophagy. Gene Ontology annotation, molecular function: GTPase activator activity. Gene Ontology annotation, cellular component: GATOR1 complex; vacuolar membrane.
AUGAUCAAGGCAAUCUUCUAUAGCAAAUUCGACACCCAGGAAGGCCCCAAGGUCGUCCAUCAAGUCCCCGAUGGCGCCAUUGUCCCCUCGUCAACAGCCGCCGCCCCGUUCUUCACCUUCUCCGACAUCUCGUUCUUCGUGAUCCCGCGACAAGAACUAUGCGGCAACCUGCUACAGGUCUGCACCGGCGGAUACCGCAUACUGGGGUACCCGAUCUGCAUGAAAUCAGCCGCCUACGACCGCAACGAAUUCAUCUUCAAUUUCUGCUUCGUGCUAGCCGAAGAAGAGGACUUUAGCAAAUACAAAAGCAUUGUGCAGAAGCUCGCUGAUCUGAUGCACGGGCUCGAAGAGCAGAGCUAUUUUCUCAGUCGCGAUCACUCCCGGAGCGGAGAAGGGAAAGUGUAUAGUCUGUGUGAGACGCUUAUGGAGGAUCUCAACAGCUAUAGCGAGUGUAUGAUUCCGAUCGACAAAUUGAAUACCCUGAACUUCAAGCUGUUCCCCGUCUAUCCUGCGCCUCCGCAUGUGAGAGCGUGGGAUGUGCCGCUGUUCACGGUUCGGUAUGAGGCAUUCCUGGACGAAAACUGGGAUCUGACGCUUCAAAAGAUCGUCCCUUAUAUCAAUGGCGUAAACAGCGUGCGCAUAAUCUCAAUCCUCGCCGACGUCGAACUCUCCCUCGCCUACAGAGCAAUUCGGCAUUUGAUAUACUAUGGAUGCGUCUUUCUUCUCGAUAUAUUCUCCUUUUCGGCCAUCUAUGCACCCACAGCCACUUUCCAUUCGAGUAUUGCAUGCGACGAGGGCAUGCAGCAAGAAUGCGCCCAUUACGUCAACACACGCUUUGCGCCGCGCACGGGGACAUCUUCUACGACCAUGGCAUCGUCCGUUCUACUACCUGACAGACUCGAAGAUACAAACGACAAUAUCUGGCCGCUCAUUGGCAGCGGCGAUGACGAAGAUGUCUCCGACAGUGACAGCAGCAGUUACCAUGGCAGACGAGGCGUGAAAGAUCGAGGCUCAAGAUCGUCAUCCCGACGACAUACACCAAAAAGGAAACAUCUCGACGGCGUCGGAAUAAUUGAGCUGUACGCUAGUCUGCGCCAGGGACAAAGCGUCAAGCAAUGGUACAUACUGCAUGAGCGCCAGCUAGCCAACGUCGACAUUCGACGAUUCAUUACCUUUGGUAUAAUCAAGGGCUUCCUCUACCGCGUGCACAAGUACGCAUACGGACCCCGUCCGGAGGGAUUAAAAUAUACGGGCUCAUCAGCUGAUAUGAAAUCAAUAACGAAAUCGGUGUCCGUUUCUUCCGUGAAAGGGGUUGGCAGUACUGGCGAUUUCAGCAGAGAAAGUUCCUUCCGACCUGAUCAAACCAUAUCAGGCUCAUAUCAAAGUACCAACAACAGCAACAAAACCCAUAACAUCCGCAUCCGACUUGAAGCAUCAUCCGCUAAUUCUUACGAGAAAAGCAACAACAAUAAUCACGAUGACGACGAUGACGACGACGGCGACGACCUACACCACACCAACAACCACGGUAACGACAGCAACGAAGAAAGCAACGAAGAAGAAUCCUUACUAGAAGAUGACGAGGAACAAGAAGAAGGCGAAGAAGGCGGAUCACGAACAGCGCAGGAAGCCAUCCGAUUUCAUCAGAAUUGCAAAGCUCUAGAGAAAUAUUUAGAUGGCCAGCAUUGUUUUGAUGAAAUAUGUACCGAGUUGGAGAUAAGCGAGCGCGAGCUGACGGCCAAGUUGAGGAAAAUUCCUUGGAAUGUGCAUAUAAUUCAUCGAUAA